GUGUGUGUGUGUGGAGGAGGAAGCGCUGCUGCCGCUGCGUUAACCUCGCGCUAUAUUUAUUUACUCCGUGCUCCUUCCUUCCUGUCGGGCUCUUCCUCUUCCUCGGCCAGGUCCACUCCCUUUCCCUACCUGGCGAGGGUGUCUGUGCUUUGCCCCCUCCGCCUUUCUGCGUCUGUCUCUCUGUCCCCUCCAUGCACAUCAUGGUGGUGGGGAUGGUUGGAUGAAGGGGAAGGUGGGGAGAAAGAGAGAGAGCAGGGGAGAAAGAGGCGUUUCUGUUUCGGUGCCCCCCCCCCACCCCGCUUCGACCCCGUCGGGAGCAGCCGUCCUGCCCUCCCGCCUGCCUGCCUGCCUGCCUCUUCCCUUCAUCGGCUCGCCUCUGCUGUGCUUUGCCUGAGGUGCGUGUGAUAAGGCGGGAGCAGGAGCCACGGCAAGAGGCGGGUGGCGAGGGGGAGGAGGGAGAGGAGGAGGGAGAAGAAUAGGGUGCGCCGCCGGAGAGACCAUGAGGAAAUUUAACAUCAGGAAGGUGCUGGACGGCCUGACGGCGGGCUCGUCGUCCUCCUCCUCGGCUGCCUCCUCCUCGCAGCAGCCGCCGCCUGCAACCCGGGAGAACGACAUCCAGGAGACCCUACAGUCCGAGCACUUCCAGCUCUGCAAGACUGUACGCCAUGGUUUCCCCUAUCAGCCUUCGGCCUUGGCUUUUGAUCCUGUUCAGAAGAUACUUGCCAUCGGGACUCAGACUGGCGCUUUAAGGCUUUUUGGUCGUCCAGGCGUUGAAUGCUACUGCCAACAUGACAGUGGUGCUGCAGUAAUCCAGCUUCAGUUUCUGAUCAAUGAGGGAGCCCUUGUGAGUGCCUUGGCUGAUGAUACCUUACAUUUAUGGAAUUUGCGUCAGAAGAGGCCCGCUAUACUGCACUCCCUAAAAUUUAACAGAGAAAGGAUAACAUUUUGCCAUAUGCCGUUCCAGAGUAAAUGGCUGUAUGUGGGCACUGAAAGAGGAAAUAUACACAUUGUUAAUGUGGAGUCCUUCUCUCUCUCAGGCUAUGUCAUCAUGUGGAAUAAAGCCAUUGAACUGUCAUCCAAGUCUCAUCCAGGACCUGUUGUCCAUAUUAGUGACAAUCCAAUGGAUGAAGGCAAGCUAUUGAUUGGUUUUGAAUCAGGAACAGUAGCAUUAUGGGACCUCAAAUGCAAGAAGGCAGAUUACAGAUACACACAUGACGAGGCAAUCCAUUCUGUAGCUUGGCACCACGAAGGAAAGCAAUUUAUCUGUAGCCAUUCGGACGGCACCUUGACUAUAUGGAAUGUAAGGAAUCCUACCAAGCCAUUGCAGACAAUCACUCCACAUGGAAAGCAGGUAAAAGAUGGAAAGAAGCCAGAGCCUUGUAAACCUAUUCUUAAAGUGGAAUACAAAACUACCAGAGCUGGAGAACCUUUCAUCAUCUUGUCAGGUGGCUUGUCAUAUGACACUGUAGGAAGAAGACCCUGUUUAACAGUUAUGCACGGGAAGAGCACUGCUGUUUUAGAAAUGGAUUAUUCAAUAGUUGAUUUUCUAACCCUCUGUGAAACUCCAUACCCUAAUGAUUUCCAAGAGCCAUAUGCUGUGGUCGUUCUUCUAGAAAAAGAUUUAGUACUUAUUGAUCUUGCACAAAAUGGGUAUCCUAUAUUUGAGAAUCCCUAUCCCUUGAGUAUACAUGAAUCUCCAGUUACCUGUUGUGAAUAUUUUGCCGAUUGUCCUGUGGACCUUAUUCCAGCACUUUAUUCAGUUGGGGCUCGCCAGAAACGUCAAGGUUAUAGUAAAAAGGAAUGGCCUAUCAAUGGUGGAAACUGGGGUUUGGUGACACAGAGUUAUCCAGAGAUCAUUAUUACUGGGCAUGCAGAUGGAUCGAUCAAGUUUUGGGAUGCUUCUGCAAUAACAUUGCAAGUGCUGUACAAACUAAAAACAGCUAAAGUCUUUGAAAAAUCAAAAAAUAAGGACGACAGACCUAGCACAGACAUAGUAGAUGAAGACCCAUAUGCCAUUCAGAUCAUCUCGUGGUGUCCAGAAAGCAGGAUGCUAUGCAUAGCAGGAGUUUCUGCACAUGUCAUUGUUUACAGAUUCAGCAAACAAGAAAUUACAACAGAUGUGAUUCCGAUGCUUGAAGUACGGCUAUUGUAUGAAAUAAAUUAUAUAGAGUCUCCAGAUUCUGAGCAAGUGCCACCACUCCCUACUCCAGGCACAGGUUCCAACCCUCAGUCCAUUGCUCCCCAGUCUCAUCCGUCCACUAGCAGCAGCUCAUCUGAUGGGCUUCGUGAUAAUGUCCCAUGUUUAAAAGUUAAAAACUCUCCCCUCAAGCAGUCUCCAGGCUACCAGGUUGAGCUGGUUAUCCAGUUAGUAUGGGUGAGUGGAGAACCACCUCAACAAAUAACAAGCCUUGCAAUCAACUCUGCCUAUGGCUUAGUAGUUUUUGGCAAUUGUAAUGGUAUUGCAAUGGUUGAUUACAUCCAAAAGACCACACUUUUAAACCUUGGCACCGUUGAAUUGUAUGGUUCUAAUGAUCCUUAUAGGAGGGAACCCCGAUCUCCACGUAAAAGCAGACAACCAUCUGGAGGCAUGCUGGCUGUGGCUUCUUGCAUGUGUGGCCUCUCUAACUUAUAUUCAGAGUCUGUGAAAAAACUUCGCACCUCUUAUAUAAGUCUUUGUGAUAUUAAUGAAGGUACAGCUGUACAAGAGGAUCGUUGCAAGUCACCCACCUCAGGUUCUGGUUCUCCCAACAAUUCUGAUGAUGAUCAAAAAAUGAAUAAUUUUAUAGAAAAGGUGAAGACCAAAAGCAGAAAGUUUUCCAAGAUGGUAGCCAAUGAUAUAGCAAAGAUGUCUAGAAAAUUAAGCUUACCAACUGAACUGAAACCUGAGUUAGAUGUUAGAGACAACUCCUUCAGCAGAUCCAGGAGUUCUAGUGUCACCAGCAUUGACAAGGAAUCUCGAGAAGCAAUUUCAGCUCUUCAUUUCUGUGAGACUUUCACACGAAAAGCUGAUACAGCACCUUCACCCUGCUUGUGGGUUGGCACUACGUUGGGUACAGUUCUAGUCAUUGCAUUGAAUUUACCCCCAGGAGGAGAGCAAAGACUACUUCAGCCAGUAAUUGUAUCUCCCAGUGGAACCAUACUAAGGCUUAAAGGGGCAAUACUGAGAAUGGCUUUUCUGGACACUACAGGCUCAUUAGUUCCACCAGCAUAUGAACCCUGGAGAGAACCCAAUGUUCCUGAAGACAAGGACGAAAAGGAUAAGGUGAAGAAACGCCGGCCUGUCUCAGUGUCUCCAUCCUCCUCUCAGGAAAUCAGUGAAAACCAAUAUGCAGUGAUAUGUUCUGAAAAGCAAGCAAAAGUUAUUUCACUGCCUUCACAGAACUGUACUUAUAAGCAAAAUAUUACAGAGACUUCAUUUGUCCUUCGUGGAGAUAUAGUGGCACUGAGUAACAGUAUCUGCCUUGCUUGUUUCUGUGCCAAUGGACAUAUAAUGACUUUUAGUUUGCCAAGUUUAAGGCCGUUGUUGGAUGUAUAUUACUUACCGCUUACCAACAUGCGGAUAGCCAGAACAUUUUGCUUCACCAACAAUGGGCAAGCUUUGUACCUUGUCUCACCUACAGAAAUCCAGAGAAUCACCUAUAGUCAAGAAACAUGUGAAAAUCUGCAGGAAAUGUUGGGUGAACUCUUCACACCAGUAGAAACACCAGAAGCACCAAACAAGGGGUUCUUCAAAGGCCUAUUUGGAGGUGGUGCACAAUCACUUGACAGAGAGGAACUCUUUGGAGAAUCAGCUGCUGGAAAGGCAUCAAGGAGCCUUGCCCAGCAUAUUCCAGGUCCUGGUGGUAUUGAAGGGGUGAAAGGAGCAGCAUCGGGAAUAGUUUGUGAAUUGGCACGAGCCAGAAUAGCACUAGAUGAAAGAGGACAGAAGUUGGGAGAACUGGAAGAACGAACAGCAGCCAUGAUGGCCAGUGCCGAUUCUUUCUCAAAGCAUGCGCAUGACAUGAUGUUGAAAUGCAAAGAUAAGAAAUGGUACCAGUUCUGACAACGCAUUUCCAAAUGCAUCUAUAUAACUUUACCUUGAAGAAAAAUCUCCUUUUCAUUAACUUCUGCAGGACCAGCAGAAGUGCAAGGGUAUCAGCCAAUGGAUACUGAUCUUUCCUAGCACAAAUCACACACUGUUUUACCUCAGUCAUGCAGCUUUAACUGAGGGUCAUUAUAUUUAAAACUGGCACCCACACAGUGUGUGUGUGUCUUCUUUACCUGUGGGCUGACUAGGAGCUUGGGAACAGAGUCAACAAGAGAACACAUGGACAAAAAGGAAACUUUGGUAUCAGAUGAGCAGGGGCAAUGCAGGAUCUAUCCUGUAUUAAUAUUUCAUAUGCCAAAAGUUUUUGUGCUAUUGUUGUUGCUGCCAGUGUUUCAUCCUCCUGUAGGAGGCUGCAAUAAAUCAGGGGUCCAAGAGCUAGAAUAAAGUUGUUCAUCUUAGGGGACUACUAGUAGCUGAUCUAUACCUUCCCUCCUUAGAGCACGCCAUUAUAGCUGUUACUAGAAAUGACUUGAUGCCACCAAUUUUCUGAUCUGACAAAAGAAGUAUGCGAGCUCCAUUCUGAAUCUAUACAUAGUUAACAUGCACAUAGUAUCUUCUUGGACCCCUGAUCUAGUAUUCUUGUAUUUGCAUCACCAUACUGUGGCUGUGUUUGGAUGUCAUUAUAAACCAUAGCUUAUUGUGACAGAAAUGAAAAGCAGCAAGCAUUUGGGCUCUUGCACACACACUCUCUCUCUUCCUUUGUUGUAGCUACAAGAAGGUCAUUGGAAGCUUUUGAUUAACCAUAGCUUGUUGAUUUUAUCUGAACCUGACAUAAUGUGGUUAAUUUUCAGUAUGGUUUAUUUGAAACAUACUUUCAAUUAUACUUUCAAGCCAUAGAUUAUAAAGCUGUCCUGUUUUGAUGAACCAUUGUAACACUUAACCAUGGUUUAAGGUUUGGACCUGACACUAUAUAGUUAAUCCAAAACAAAGCAAAAGCUUCAAAACUUCUCGCAGCCACACCAGAAGAAAAAAGAUGACACAUGAGGCUUGCUGCAGCUCAUUCCCAUCACAACGAACUGUGACUUAGCAUGACAUCUGAACACAGCCCAUGUCAAGUGCAAAGCAAGAGAAGUUUUUUUGCAUUGUAAAAAAAAAAAAAGUGAUUCAACUGCACAUCAUGCUGAGUUUUCAUUUGUGUUAUGGCUGUGUAGUGUAAAAAGUUAAAAAAAAGUCUACCACAAUGAGGAAAAAAAUGUCAUCUUUCAGUCAACCCUACCUUUUUUAUUUUCCUGAAAAUACAGUUAGUCAAUUUAUAAAAUAUUUGUAAUUGGUUUUGAGUUCAAUUCAUGCUGUACAUCUUCUUUUGUGUGUUUUAAGAGAAUGUAUUAGUGCAGGCACUUAAACAGGAUCUGUCAGAUACGUAGCUAGUUUAUAUGCCCAAUCAGACUUAACUACCAGGUGAAAUAUUCCUUAGUUCAAGCAGUGUUGAACUCUGAGAUACAACUUGAUGGGUAAUAGCAAUCAUUUUUAUCACUUGCAUUAGAUUAAAAUGGUUCUUGGGUUUUUUUCCCCCAAAUACAGUUCAAGGAACCUGUUAGCAAGUAGAAAAAAAAAAAGCAGCAAAGAAGCUGUCUCCAGAAUUUCAAGCACAUUUACUUGGGAGCAAGUACCGUUGAUUUGAAUUGACUUUUCCUCCAUGUAAGUGUUCUUAAGUUCACUGCAUGAAUUGCCGAGUGACAUUAAAGUCAGAAUGGAUUGUUUCCUAAACUUGGCAUUUAAAAAAUGAAUAUUUUACCACUUUAGCAGCUGGUAGAUUCCUACUUUGAUUUGUAUGAGAUGAGCGAUUUAAGAUGUGCCAAAUUGAAGCAGUAUAUUUUAGCUAAUGAAGGUUGCACCAAAGCCAUAGUGUAAUAAGAGUAUAUGAAUUUAUUUUUAAAAAAAAUAUUUAUGAAAAUGCAUAAAUAAUAACCUUAGUCAUGUUGGAAACUGGAAAUAGUACGAAUUUGUGAUAAUUUGCAAGCAGCCUGAACUAGUUGAGGCUUUGUUUGUAAGAAAGUGCCAGUGUAUGGCCAGAGGUUUGGGGUUUUAUUUUCCUAAACUUGGUGGUGCUGUGCACAUGUUGAAUGGGUUGUCUUAACUUCUAACAUUGUGAACAUAGACUGCAGUUUGAGCCAAAACAAAAUUCCCUAGUGUGGGUUCAGCAUUGGCAUUUAAAAAUUGUGUUCCCCGUUCCUCAAAUGUCAUGUGCAGUCCAGGUUGAAAAAGUUACUGGCUGGUCCUGCAUAGUGUGUUUUGCUUUUAAA
Lacerta agilis (Sand lizard) is the source of this 6330-nucleotide messenger RNA. It is a transcript of the gene STXBP5, whose product is annotated as syntaxin binding protein 5. The transcript has 29 exons. The record is from RefSeq and is a predicted model, not a curated record. Gene Ontology annotation, molecular function: syntaxin binding; myosin II binding; GTPase activator activity. Gene Ontology annotation, cellular component: cytoplasm; plasma membrane; SNARE complex. The coding region runs from base 500 to 4042 and encodes 1180 amino acids. Gene Ontology annotation, biological process: regulation of exocytosis; regulation of protein secretion. NCBI's taxonomy places the organism in Eukaryota, Metazoa, Chordata, Lepidosauria, Squamata, Lacertidae.